AUGGAAAUAUCUUCAUCACGGAAGAACAAUGGAAGAACUGCAGUCGUCCCUUUAAGCGUCAGCAUUCUGUUUCUAUUCAAACGUGCGCUUUUGAUCAUCUAUAUUAUGGAAGCAGUCAUUGCUCCAAUCUUCAAUUAUCAUACAUCAAACAGACCCCAUUAUCAAGAUAUCUCAAGCCAGCGUUCUCAGUUCAGCUCUUCCUUUGAUGAUGGCUGCAAUAAUUGCACCUUGGCAAUAUUAAGUGCAAGGGAUAAUUUGUUGAAUCAGUUCAAUGUGAAUGAAAAUGGAAUCGAAAAAUCUGUCUGUCUUAUUGCUAUUAUUAUCUCAAUGACAGCUGGGAUGAUAGAGGACUUCUCUACUAUAAAUGAUUUCUACGGAUGCUUGCUUUGGCUAGACCAGCAUUAUAUUUGCUCUAUUUUCAUUAAGAGAAAAAUUCACGAGGAGUUUCCACCGUGUCAAGAUAUAGAUAUACUUCCAUACUUUGGCAGUAGCUAUCUUAUCAAUCUUUCUGUUGAUCACGCUGAUAUUGCUUAUCAUGCAGAUAACAUAUAUAAUCAAGAAUCAUAA
Messenger RNA from Fraxinus pennsylvanica, 567 nucleotides. The record is from the annotation of a GenBank genome assembly. NCBI's taxonomy places the organism in Eukaryota, Viridiplantae, Streptophyta, Magnoliopsida, Lamiales, Oleaceae.